AGAGGCAUCAGUCCUGGGUGUGUUGUCACACGUUCAGAUAAGAUUCAAGAAUUGCUUGCAAAAAAAAGGGUAAAGGAGGAGGAAAAGUUCGGAGAAAAAUUCGAGCAAAAGAUGAGCGGGAGAGAAAGAAGAAAGAAAGAGCUGAAAUGAAGAAGCGCAAAGGCCCUGCACGGAAGAAGAAAACAGCUGCAGGUGCACUAUUAGAAUCGCUUGCUGAUCAGUCUGAGCCUUCUGGCAAUGAGGAGUUGAAUUGGGAUGAACUUGCAGGCGACUGGAAUCAGGGAGGAUCGUACGGGUAUUCUUCUUCAGAAUCCGAAACAGGUUUAGCCAACAAUACAAGAACUCAGUUGGAUAAGGAGGACCUUACUGGAUCUGAGAAGAAGGCUACAGGAGAGGGUCAGCAAGCUGAUGCUGCCACAAAACUUCCCACAACUAGGAGCAAGGGUGCACGAAGUGGUACGCAUACUUCAAGUGGUACUAAAGAGGGUCAGCAAGCUGAUGCUGCCACGAAACUUCCCACAACUAGGAGCAAGGGUGCACGAAGUGGUACGCAUACUUCAAGUGGUACUAAAGAGGGUCAGCAAGCUGAUGCUGCCACGAAACUUCCCACAACUAGGAGCAAGGGUGCACGAAGUCAGGGGCGGAUCCAGGGGUGAUUUUGAGGGGCUGAAGCCCCCCCCUUUUGAAAAAACUACCUAUGUAUUGCUAGUCUGAGGUUACAACAAUUUUGCCACCAACCUUGUUACUUAUGCAUCUGCAUGUAGACUCACUGACUUAAGAGAUGCUAGACAACAGCCAAGUCUAGCUACUAAGAGUAUAAAGGAUGUAGGCUAGCUAGCUGGACGUACAUACUAGCUAGCUAGCUAGUAGCUAGAACUAAUAUAAAAGUGCAUAGGUCAACUAUUGCUGUUGCUGAGUCAGCUCCUUGUGCAAUGUUUGUAGCCUCGAUCAUAUCCCAGGCCUCUCUUCCUAGGCCUUGUGAAGGAGGCUAUUGUGCAUGCUGUUGAGCUGCAACAUGGAGCAGAUCUCAGACUUUUUCAGCUAGUUGCAAGGAA
Halichondria panicea is the source of this 1055-nucleotide messenger RNA. RefSeq lists its product as uncharacterized. NCBI's taxonomy places the organism in Eukaryota, Metazoa, Porifera, Demospongiae, Suberitida, Halichondriidae. Bases 147 to 656 code for a protein of 169 amino acids. The transcript is spliced from 7 exons. The record is from RefSeq and is a predicted model, not a curated record.